Molecule: messenger RNA, 2028 nt
Organism: Pseudozyma flocculosa PF-1
Lineage: Eukaryota; Fungi; Basidiomycota; Ustilaginomycetes; Ustilaginales; Ustilaginaceae
Exons: 1
Coding region: 1-2028 (675 amino acids)
Source: RefSeq, a predicted model, not a curated record
AUGACCAGCCGCAAGAGGCGCACCGGAGACGAGCGACUCGCCUCGCCGCCUCUCCAUGCCCAGCCCUUGCUCGUCCGCAACCUUGUCCUGCUCCCCGUGUCCCUCAUCGGCUUGGCCCACGACGCAACCUUUGUCGAGCCACUCAGGCUCGACGUCGCCGCAUUGCUGAGCGAUUUUGCGCGGCGCUGGCUCGCACGCGGCCCCGCAAACGACGGCGGCGCAGAGGCCGACCAGCGUGCCUCGCCCUUUCACGUCUUUACCCAGGCAUGGAUCCAUGGCGGCUGGGACUACGUCCACUUUGCCUACACCGACCACCGCGAAACGCAGACACGCUUCUGCGAGACCAUCUCGCGCGUCUUUCUCGAGCGCCUCCUUCCACUGGCCCGCUCUCAGGAGGCCAACAAAUCCGCCGCGUCGCUGAGCGACGACGACGCCUUGGCCGCCGUCGGCGUCGUCUUUGCCCUCUUUCUCCUGUGGGACACGCAGAUCUUUCCUCAAGCCGGCGUAGGCAUCGCACACUGCCGCAGGGCGAUGGAGACGAUCAAGGUCGAGGCCGACCUCCUCGACUUGCUCCUCAAGCUGCCCGCCCUCUGUCGGCCUGCUCUCAACACCGGUGCAAAGGGGGCAGGCCCAUCUCAGCCUAGCGCAUCGCCGCACGCAGCACCGCCCGAGGCGGAUCUCAUCUACGUCCUCCGCAGGCUCUGCGGUCUCGACUGUCAGGUCGGCGACUCAACAGCCGACGACGAGUCUGGUCAGGAGCCCAGGUCCAAACGAAGGAAGCGCACCAAGACGAACCGAUAUGCCAGAGUCACCAUGGCCGACCGGGUCGAAGUCUCCUCUUCAAUUCUCAAGAUCAAGGGGCGUGAGGGCAACCCGAUCCUAGACGUGAUCCCGCCCACCAACAAGGCGACACGGAUCCCACGCAUCUUCCCCUCAUCCCGCCUCAUGACAAGGGCGCAGGGCGACAGAUCUUUUCAUCGAGUGGCAAGGGCCGUGGCCGUCCGCUACGAAGACGAGGCGGAGAGCGAGAAAAGAGGCGGCAGCGAGAGCCCGGCAGGCCCACGGCGACCAGACGGGUCCAACGACGCUCAACUGGCAGACGGUGACCAGGCGACGAACGAGCGCCAAUCAGCCACUCGCAGGAUGCUCGGCAGCCUUUCGCGAAGCGACGUCUUGCGACUGCGCGCCAUGCAGCGGCUCGGCCUCGAUGCGAUCGGCGCCCUUUCCGGUGCUUCGUUGCAACAGCUACGGUCCGAGCCUGCAGCCGAGUCCGACGAGGAGGAGGUCGAGAUCGAGCAUCCCUCGUGGGUCGGCCUAAGCAGGUACACGAUCGGCCUCAGGACCGCGCUCGAAGCGGACCCGCAACUUCCAGACGUCGAUCUCGAUGAGAUCGACCGCCGUGGCGACGAGUACAAGCAGGCGCGAGCACGUCUGAUGCGGACGCAUUCGCGGCCUGACCGCCGGGAGGCUCUUCAAGAUCGAGUCUCGGCGGCCGACGACGUGGACGGGACCGGCGCCGAGGUCGGAACACAUGGCAACGACAGCGAAGGACAAGACGAUGGCGAAGAAGCACACGGCAUUGAUGACGACGGCGACGACGAGGACGAGAGCGACUCGGACCAUGACGAUAGCAUGGGCGGAAGCGAAGACGGCGACGAUAGCGGCGCGCCACGGAUCGACUACCCUGCACUCCUGUUCGCGCGCUUCGCCGCCGGCGAGGCCAGCACGGGCAGCAGCAUCCUGGGCGACGACGGGGUCGAGACCGGCGACCUCGACGUCGAGUCGACCGCCUCGCUGUCGAUUGCCGAAAUGUGGCGAUGGGCGGCCAGAAGGACGAAUGAGGCCUUUCUCGCCUCGAGGAACGAGGCUGCCGGGCCCGUCUCGGCAGUGAUGGGCGCGAGGCAGUCAGGGGCGCGGCUGCCGCUGGCUGCGGAGCGUGGAGACGGCCUUGGCAAUUCUCAUCGCGGGCAAGGUAGCGAUGGCAUCUCGCGCGACGACGGAAACGGCCACGUCAACGACGACGGAUAG